Messenger RNA from Fusarium tjaetaba, 1980 nucleotides. RefSeq names its product f-box TPR repeat pof3. The record is from RefSeq and is a predicted model, not a curated record. Lineage: Eukaryota; Fungi; Ascomycota; Sordariomycetes; Hypocreales; Nectriaceae. The coding region runs from base 1 to 1980 and encodes 659 amino acids. The transcript has 5 exons. Gene Ontology annotation, molecular function: protein binding.
AUGGCCUCCGGAAUUCAAGAGUCAGCUAUUGCUGAAGGCCGCCGACUGUAUGGCGCCAAGCAAUACAAACCCGCUCUCAAGCGAUUCACGAAAGCAAUGCAACUCUGCGUUUGUGCUCGACAAGAGAAACGGCCACGAUGUAGCUGCAAGAACUUUGAAAAGGUUGCUUCUGAGGGUGGCUCCAUCUUCCACGAAGCCAUGUAUACCUGUGCCUGCACGGUGCGCAAGACGUUCAGCAAAUGCGAUAAUAAGCUACACAUACAAGCCCUUGACUACCGUGCCGCAACAUUUGAAGAGAUGAAGGAGCUUGAGAGAGCUCAAAAGGACGCUGAAUGGAUACUAGAACUUGCACCACGACUUCCAGAUGGGUAUUUACGAUUGGGCAAAAUAUCGCGCCUCCAAAAGAAAAAUGAAUUCGCUUGGAAAGUAUACACUGCUGGCAUCGAAGUCGGAAAUAAACACCGUCUUGCUGAAUCGCCCAAGUUUCAGAAACUCCGAGCCGCAAGACAACCCUUGCACAUACGGUUCUAUCGCAAAGACCCUUUAAGAAACCCGCAGGAGAUUGUUCAGCGUAUCUUCCACUAUCUCGAUUUCGGGUCUCUCGUCCGAUGUACUGGUGUCUCCAGGGAAUGGAGGCAGUACCUUACUAGUCAUGGCAAUGAGCGGCUGUGGCGUACCUUGUUCUUUAGAGAGAAACUUGCCCAUGACCGGCCACCUGGCGUGAAGUCUCUCAAGAAAUUGAUUUCUUUCUCUGGAAACGACGUCCGCCAAAUCAUUGUCGAAGACAUAUCGCGCUUCAGACUUACCCAGCACAAAUUAGUUGCCCUAUUACAAGGGUCAAAGAACCUUGAGCAUCUCGAAUUGAGGGGUUCUACCGAGGAAGACCUAAGUAUACCGGCAGCAAAGGGUAUACUUAAAAAGCUGAACCAUAUCAUUCUGCAGGACGUGAUCAUCCAGAGGCCCCAUAUCAUGGUAUCACUCUUACAACAUGCCCAUGAGAGCUUGCAAACUCUACACAUCGACGGCUUGCCCCAAAUCGACUCAUCAAACCAGAUAAUCUUUCCACAUUUACCUAAUCUUCAGUACAUGCGACUUGAAGAGCCUCGAAGGCCGAGUCCUUUCAGGCUGCGUAUGUGGCAUCUGGCCUUAAAGACGCCACGCAUGGAGCAACUCUAUCUGAAAGACGUUCAACUUUCUGGGGAACUUCCUGCAGAUGCUAAACUGGAUGACUUUUGGCCAGAACUCAAAGCAGUUACAGUACAUGGACCCAACGAUUCUGACCUGAACACUGCGCAAACAAUCCAGCAUCUAACUUCGCUACGUGGAGGCCGCACACUGCAAUACAUUGAUUUUGAUUUUCGAUGGAGACCUGAUGACGAGGGGCCCCUUGGUUUGAUCAUGCUGUCCGAGAUACUGAAUCGAGAGCCCGAGAUGCUGGCCACCGAUGGGUAUGACAAAAACUGCCAGUAUUCAGAUCUCCGGUCAUUGCGUCUCCGGCGAGCAAUGGUACCGCCAUUAAAACUGCAAAAGGUGCUUCGUGAUACCCUCACUUCGCACAAGCUCCAUACUCUCGAUCUUGCCUUUCCCCUCGAUCCUCAAGGCGUUCUUGAAGGAUCUGGCAGUACCAAACACAUCCAAGAUCAUGCCUGGCUGCGUGGAGAGCCGGCUAUCAGGUCUAUCGGGCUUUCAGAAUUCCGAUUCCGCUCAUAUCCCAAGACCAUCGACGAGAUGUAUUUACCGGGUUUUCUAGCCAGCUUCCCUAACCUCGAGAUUCUCGAAAUCAACUCGUCGCAUUAUGAGGCUCGCGAGUUGUGCAUUAUGAUCGAAGCGAUACUCAAGGUUACCCGCAUACAACGUAUUUACCAGAAAACAGUUCAUGGGGAAUGGGGAGACAAACUCCGUAAAGUGACGGACAUGCACGGAGUAGAGCUUAUAUGGGGUGACAGGCCAAGGGAAUGGCCACUAAAGAUAGAUGGUUAG